Cuscuta campestris is the source of this 2457-nucleotide messenger RNA. Lineage: Eukaryota; Viridiplantae; Streptophyta; Magnoliopsida; Solanales; Convolvulaceae. The record is from the annotation of a GenBank genome assembly.
CAUCAAAUAAUUGUGGCCGGUCAUUUUCACGCUAAGACCAAAUUGUUUUUCCCAAUAAAAACAUCAAAAAAACAAACAAAAAAACAGAAAAAACAAAGAGAGAUGAAGAAGAAGCAGCAACAGAGCCUGGAGGCCGCACUGCUGAAUCGCAGAGAAAUGGAUUUGUUGAACAAGAAGAUGAGAUGGAGAAGAAGAGCUCUGUGGGGUCUUAUUCUCUCCCUCACCAUAGCCAUAACUUGUGAGCUUUCUUUUCCUGAUUCCUCCCCUCAUCAUCAAUUUCCAUCUCUUUGCCAAAGAUGAAUUCUGGGUCUGUAGUGGUGAGUUUGAGCUUUUCUUACAGGUGUAGGGCUUAUUGUAUGCAACAGUUUGGGCAUCUGGAAAGCAGCAGGGGAGGGCAAAAUGGUCACAGGGGGAAGGCUACAAACCAGAAAUAAUGUUGUUGAGUCAGAGAGAGCGGUGGUCGCCGCCGAUGAUGGGCGGUGCUCCGAAAUCGGGGCGUCGGUCCUUAGAAUUGGCGGUCAUGCGGUGGAUGCGGCGGUUGCGACUGCUCUAUGUCUCGGGGUUGUGUAUCCCGGUUCCAGUGGAAUUGGGGGUGGAGCUUUCAUGCUCGUCAAAUCUUCUUCUUCUUCUUCUUCUUCUUCACGAAUUGAAGCGUUUGACAUGAGGGAAACGGCUCCGUUAGCUGCUUCAAAGGACAUGUACGCGAACAACGGGGAUUCCAAGUAUACGGGAGCAGUUUCAAUGGGAGUUCCGGGCGAACUAGCUGGUCUUCAUGUGGCUUGGUUGAAACACGGGCGUCUCCCUUGGACGACUCUGUUCCAACCAGCCAUAAAACUCGCGAGGCACGGGUUCACCAUUUCCCCAUACCUGGCGUCCCACAUUGCCAAAAAACGAGACGUUAUAAUGAACGACUCCGGGCUGCGACAAGUGUAUGCGCCAGAUGGGAAGUUGUUGAGAGAGGGAGAUGAAUGCUUGAAUGUGGCACUUAGCAACACAUUAGAGGCAUUUGCAGAAAAAGGAGCCGGGGCCUUGUAUGGUGGCGUGGUUGGUGAAAAACUGGUUGAAGACGUGAGAAAAGCCGGCGGGAUCUUGACAAUGAAUGACUUGAGGAAGUAUAGGGUCAAGAUAACCGAACCGGUUGUUUUCGAUGCCAUGGGGUAUACGGUUUUCGGCAUGCCACCCCCGUCGAGUGGAACUCUGGGUCUCUCCCUGGUGUUUUUUUUUUUUUACCUUCUCUUCUGUCUGGUUACUUAUGUGGACUCAAAUAACUUCCUGACUUAUAUAUGCAUUUGGGAAUCGUAUAUAGAUUCUCAAAGUCUUGGAAGGUUUCCCCAGUUCUGCUGGUGCAAAAGGUCCUCUGGGUCUGCAUCGUAUGAUCGAAGCGUUGAAACACAUGUUUGGGGUGCGGAUGAACCUUGGUGACCCUGAUUUCGUCAACGUCACAGGGACAAUAUCGGACAUGCUUUCCCCUUCUUUUGCAAAGAAAAUCCGGCAGCAGAUAUAUGAUAACACCACUUUCCCAUCUGAAUACUACAUGCCGAGGUCAAUUUAGAGUAUGAAGGUGUGAUUUAUAUCAAGGCUCCGUUUGGUGGGGCAUAUAUGAACUCAGUUGGCAUUAGAGGAUGUUACCAAAUUUUUGCCUGUUCAACCAAAUGACCCUUACCAAACGAGAACCAAGUGUUUUCCUUGAAUAGUCUUUGAUCUUGAACUUUGUUUUUAGCUAAUGUUAUUACAGGUGGAGUCAACUACGAGACCACGGAACGAGUCACUUCUGCAUUGUAGAUGGAGAUCGAAAUGCCGUGUCAAUGACAACCACGGUGAACUAUGUUUUUGGAGCUGGAGUUAUGUCUCCUUCCACCGGCAUCGUGCUCAAUAAUGAAAUGGGAGAUUUCUCAAUCCCUACCGAAGUAUCCCCAGAGAAGCUCCCUCCCUCUCCGGCCAAUUUCAUUAGCCCUAGCAAAAGGCCAUUAUCCUCCAUGACCCCCAUCAUUGUUCUUAAGGAUAAUCAGUUGGCUGGUGUGAUUGGAGGUGGCGGUGGGAUUAACAUAAUUGCAGCAGUGACCCAAGUUUUCAUUAAUCAUUUUGUGUUGGGCAUGAAUCCCUCUGCAGCAGUUCAAAGUCCAAGAGUUUAUCACAAGCUCAUUCCAAAUGUAGUGUUGUAUGAGAACUGGACUGUCAUAGACGGCGACCACAUUGAGCUUUCGGAUGAAAGGAAGCAUUUCUUGGAAGAAAGGGGUCAUCAGCUAGAGGCACAAAAUGGAGGAACAAUCUGCCAAUUUGUUGUUCAAAGCCUACCAAAAUCUGGGAAAGUGUUGGGCAACCAAACGUUCCAUGGCAUGCUCACUGCUGUCAGUGAUUCCAGGAAAGAUGGAAGUCCUGCUGCCAUCUGAUGACACUCACAUUCUGUUUGUCUAUAUAAAAAAUGUGCUUCUAUUGAAUCAUGUAUAUUGCAUAAGG